Molecule: messenger RNA, 2231 nt
Organism: Hypomesus transpacificus
Lineage: Eukaryota; Metazoa; Chordata; Actinopteri; Osmeriformes; Osmeridae
Product: cysteine protease ATG4D-like
Exons: 9
Molecular function (GO): protein-phosphatidylethanolamide deconjugating activity
Source: RefSeq, a predicted model, not a curated record
AGCAGCCAUGAGGAGCAGGAAGAGGACUGGCUCCACCUGUCCUCUUCUUCCCUGGGCCCCCAGCCCCCCCCCUGCUCCUUAGGGGGCAGCAGCCAUGAAGAGCAGGACAAGGACUGGCUCCACCUGUCCUCUUCCUCCCUGGGCCCCCAGGCCCUCCCCUGCUCCUUAGGGGGCAGCAGCCAUGAGGAGCAGCAGGAGGAGAGAGGUAGACUUAGAACCAGGCUGGUCUCCACCUUGAACGACGUCAAGUACGGCUGGUGGUUCAGGUCCAAAUCUCGCUUCAGUCAGAGCUCUCCUGUCAUCAUGCUGGGACAGUCCUACCUGCUGAGCACUGGAGCUGAGAGGAAGCGUUUCCACAGGGCCUUCUCCUCCCUGCUGUGGCUGACCUACAGGAGGGGGUUCCCUCCUCUCAGGGGGUUGUCACACACACACACCUCACACACCUCCGACAGCGGCUGGGGGUGCAUGCUGCGCAGUGCUCAGAUGCUGCUAGCACAGGGGCUAAUGCUACAUCUGCUGGGUGCUCAGACUGAGCCUGGCCCUACCCCAGGUCCAGGUCCUGGCCCGGCCCAGCGUGUGGUGUCCUGGCUGGGGGACCACCCUGGGGCUCCUCUGGGGCUCCACCAGCUGGUGAGGGCGGGCCAGACGGCAGGGCGGAGGCCAGGGGACUGGUACGGACCUGGCCUCGCAGGACACAUUCUCCGUAAGGCUGUGGCAGCAUCCGUAGAGGUAGCUGCUCAUCUGGUGGUGUACGUAGCUCAGGACUGCACUGUGUACAAGGGUGAUGUGCUGAGCCUGGUUGAGGUGUGUGUGUCAGGUGACUCCCAGGGUGAAGUUCCUGUUGCUGCCAGCAGGGGGGUCCUCAUCCUGGUGCCUGUGAGGCUGGGGGGCGACGCUCUCAACCCCGCAUACAUCAGCAGUGUCAAGGGUCUGCUGGGGUUACAGUGCUGUGUAGGAAUCAUGGGAGGCAAACCCAGACACUCACUGUACUUUGUUGGCUACCAAGGUGAUAAGCUCCUGUAUCUGGACCCUCACUACUGCCAGCCUGCUGUAGACACCACCCAGCCUGGCUUCUCUCUCAAGUCGUUCCACUGUGGUCGUCCUAUGAUGAUGUCCUUCUGUCGGAUGGACCCCAGCUGUACUGUAGGUUUCUACGCCAGGGGAGUGGAGAAUGUAGAGGCUGUCUGCUCAGCUGUCAACACCGUUCUGUCCUCCUCCACAGAGACAUAUCCAGUGUUUACCUUCGCUGAGGGCCAUGCCCAGGAGGAGGAUGAAGAGGGGGGCAGGGCCGUCCUAAACCACACCUGUCUGAAUAGCACCAGCAGCAGAGAUGAGUUUGUUCUGCUCUGAACACACUGGGCCCAGCACUGUCCUGCCCUGAACACACUGGGCCCAGCACUGUCCUGCUCUGAACACACAGGGCCCAGCACUGUCCUGCUCUGAACACACUGGGGUCAGCACUGUCCUGCUCUGAACACACUGGGGUCAGCACUGUCCUGCUCUGAACACACUGGGGUCAGCACUGUCCUGCUCUGAACACUGGGGUCAGCACUGUCCUGCUCUGAACACACUGGGGUCAGCACUGUCCUGCUCUGAACACACUGGGCCCAGCACUGUCCUGCUCUGAACACACUGGGCCUAGCACUGUCCUGCUCUGAACACACUGGGCCCAGCACUGUCCUCCCCUCCUCUCCCUUCCCCUUUCCUCCCCCAAAUGUGACCAAAUGUGUGAAUGGAUUAGCAGAUUAGACUCGUCAGACCAUGUGACUCUCACAAGGAAACACUCAACAGAGAGAGAGACUGUGUAUGUUUCAGCCUGAGAGUGUAUGAGCGUGAGUGUGCGUGUGUUUGUACAAGCAUGUGUCAUCAUAUGGAAUUAACCAAUGAUGGGGUACCAGCUAGCUGCAUGUCCAUGAUGGGGUUCCAGCUAGCUGCAUGUCCACGAUGGGGUGCCAGCUAGCUGCAUGUCCACGAUGGGGUACCAGCUAGCUGCAUGUCCACGAUGGGGUGCCAGCUAGCUGCAUGUCCACGAUGGGGUGCCAGCUAGCUGCAUGUCCACGAUGGGGUGCCAGCUAGCUGCAUGUCCACGAUGGGGUACCAGCUAGCUGCAUGUCCAUGAUGGGGUGCCAGUUAGCUGUAUGGAAGCUGGGAGUGAUCAGUAGUAAUCAAGCUUUUAACAGGAAGUUCAAAUGAGCUGAGUGGUUUUAUAAUAAAUAUUUUACAAACAUAAA